AUGACCGUUACUGCUGCUCCAGAACAAUCUUACGUUUUCCAAGCUGCCAUCGAUAAGACUGGUACCCAGGUUGUUGGUGGUAAAGGUGUCCGUAUCGACAUCGAAAGAGACGGUAAGGUUUACAAGAACAUUUUGGAUGCCAUCACUGGUGCUGCUGUCGGUGCUAUUGGCUGGGCUGACGAAGAAGCUCUUGAAAUUAUCAACAAAGCUGCCCUUGAGUCCACUUACUCUUACCCAUGCUUGAUCUCCAACAAGAAUGCUGAAAAAUUGGCCAAGUUCUACAUCGACAACUCUCCAGAAGGUGCCUUUGCCUCUGCCUUGUGGUGUACUUCUGGUUCUGAAAGUAACGAAAACGCUUUGAGAAUCGUCAGACAAUACUACUUAGAACGUGGUCUUCCAAAGAAGUUGAAGUUGAUCUCCAGAGAGGACUCCUACCAUGGUUUCACUUUGGGUGCUCAAUCCAUCUCUAACAACCCAAGAAUCGAGAAAUUCAAGGAUUACUUCAUUGACCAGAAGAACAUCUGUUUGUCAAUGCCAAGUGCUUACACAUACCGUAACAAGUUGAAGUCGGAAUCCGAAGAAGACUACGCCAACCGUUUGCUAAAGAUCUUGGAAGACAAGAUCAUCACUGAAGAUCCAGACACCGUUGCUGCUGUCAUCGUCGAAACUUUGCCAGGUUCCUCCUUGGGUACCACUCCACCACCAAAGGGUUACUUGAAGGGUAUCAGAGACUUGUGUAACAAAUACGACAUCAUUUUCUACCUUGACGAAGUCAUGUGUGGUACCGGUAGAUGCAACCCUAACGGUAAGUUGAACUGCUGGGAAAACUUCUUGGCACCAGAAGAUGCUCCAGAUAUCCAAACAGUCGGUAAGACCUUGGGCUCUGGUUACGUUACCAUUGCUGGUGUCUUGAUCGGUCCAAAGAUCAGAGACGCCUACUUGCAAGGAUCUGGUACCGUUGUUGGAGGGCACACAUACGCUUCUCAUGCCUUCAACUGUGCUGUUGCCUUGGGUAUCCAAGAAAAGAUUCAGAGAGAAAACUUGACUGCCAAUGUUUUCAAGAUGGGUAACCUCAUGGGUGAAAAGCUAAAGGAUGCUUUGCUAUCUGAAGACAACAUUGCUGGUGAUGUUAGAGGUGUCGGUGGAUUCUGGUCUGUCGAAUUUGUCGCUGACAGAGACACCAAAAAGCCUUUCGAACCAUCCCAAGACAUCGCUGGUAGAGUCAAGGAAUUGUGUUUCCAAAACGGGUUGAACGUGAUGGCCAUGGGUGUCACUCCAACCGCUAGCUGCAGCGACCGUAUCUUGUUGGCACCAUCUUUCAUCAUCACAGAAGAUGACGUUAACGAAAUUGUUGAAAAGGUUGUCAAAUCUGUCACUGAAUUGAGCAAGACCUUAAAGGAAGAAGGUUCAAUCUAA
Messenger RNA from Kluyveromyces lactis, 1416 nucleotides. RefSeq lists its product as uncharacterized. The record is from RefSeq and is a predicted model, not a curated record. NCBI's taxonomy places the organism in Eukaryota, Fungi, Ascomycota, Saccharomycetes, Saccharomycetales, Saccharomycetaceae. Gene Ontology annotation, cellular component: cytosol. The transcript has a single exon. Bases 1 to 1416 code for a protein of 471 amino acids. Gene Ontology annotation, molecular function: pyridoxal phosphate binding; transaminase activity.